AUGAUGGUGGCAGCGGGAACAACGCAUACUGCGUUGUGGCUUGAGUGUACAUACCUCGCCCGCCGAGAAUACGACAUUACGACCAUCAUAUUAUUCAAUUAUCAUUCGACAUUCGAUUUUUACCGUCAUACUUUAAGUCAGAAGGGGUUUUUAGUUGGAAAUUUUACGAGCUACAGUAUCUCAUUCCCUCAAUAUUUUCUGAGAUUUUUUUUGCGCUUGUGA
Laccaria bicolor S238N-H82 is the source of this 222-nucleotide messenger RNA. RefSeq lists its product as uncharacterized. Bases 1 to 222 code for a protein of 73 amino acids. The transcript is spliced from 2 exons. The record is from RefSeq and is a predicted model, not a curated record. NCBI's taxonomy places the organism in Eukaryota, Fungi, Basidiomycota, Agaricomycetes, Agaricales, Hydnangiaceae.